AUGUUCCGCAGACCUUUGACCGCUGCGCCUCGCGCUGGCGUGCGACUGGCCUCGACCUCCUCCACAUCCGCAGCUCAGCGCCGCACUUUUGCGAAUCGAUCCGUGCUUGUGGCUGUUGCACUCGCCGGCGGUGCUGCCGCUACCUACACUCUCGCCAAGCCAAGCCUCCAUGCGGAUGCUCCCGAUACCGUGCCCGGCGACACGCGUCCGCAUCCCCUGUGGUCGCCACCCACACGUGCUCAGAUGCUCGAGGCGCUCAGACAAUCCUCUGCAAAGAGCCUCCGACCCAACGCUUCCAAGGGCAAGUCGGACAACUCGAGUCUCUUGCCCCUCGCCAAGGACGCUAACUCCAGCAGUCCCAGCCCUGCUGCUUCGGAGCAGUCGGGCGGUGCCCCCGCUUCCCGCAGCGGAGACGAAGAUGGCGAGGGCUUCGACAUUCUCGUCGUCGGUGGUGGUGCGACCGGUGCUGGUGUCGCCGUCGAUGCAGCCACUCGUGGCCUGAGCGUUGCCAUGGUCGAGCGCGACGACUUUGGUGCCGGAACUUCUUCUAAAUCAACCAAGCUCGUCCACGGCGGUGUCCGAUACCUCCAAAAGGCCGUCUUUGAGCUCGACUACGAACAGUACAAGAUGGUCCGUGAGGCGCUCCACGAGCGCAAGACGUUCCUCAAGAUUGCCCCUUACCUCUCCGACCACCUGCCCAUCAUGCUUCCCGUCUACAAGUACUGGCAGAUCCCUUACUACUGGGCUGGAACCAAGAUGUACGACAUCCUCGCCGGCUCGGAGAACAUGGAGAGCUCCUACGUGCUCGGCAAGGGCAAGGCGCUCGAGGCGUUCCCCAUGCUCAAGUCGGCGGGCCUCGCCGGUGCCGUCGUCUACUACGAUGGUCAGCACAACGACACCCGCAUGAAUGUCGCUCUUGCCAUGACGGCCGUCCAUCACGGAGCCGUUGUUGCCAACCACACCGAAGUGGUGGCCAUCCACAAGAAGCCUGUUGCUGGCAAGGCCGAUCAGAUCUGCGGUGCUCGCGUGCGCGACGUGCUCACCGGUGACGAGUGGGACGUCAAGUGCAAGUGCCUGAUCAACGCCACUGGUCCCUUCUCGGACACGUUGCGAAAGCUCGACGCUCCCACCGCUCAGGAGAUCGUGGCGGCCUCGUCUGGUGUUCACAUCACGCUCCCCGGCUACUUUUCGCCGCGCGACAUGGGUCUGAUUGACCCGCAGACCUCGGAUGGCCGAGUCAUCUUCUUCCUGCCGUGGCAAGGAAACACGAUCGCCGGUACCACCGAUACUGCUGCACCCGUCGAGGCGCAUCCUCGUCCCAAGGAGGAGGAGAUCCAGUGGAUCCUGGAUGAAGUGCGCAACUACCUUAGCCCGGACAUCAAGGUGCGAAGAGGAGAUGUGCUCAGUGCGUGGUCCGGUCUGCGACCGUUGGUCAAGGAUCCCGCUGCCACCGACACGCAGUCGCUGGUGCGCAACCACAUGAUCAACGUCUCCGAGUCGGGAUUGCUGACCAUCGCCGGUGGCAAGUGGACCACGUACCGCGAGAUGGCCGAGCAGACGGUCGACCGUGCGAUCGAAGACUUCAAGCUCAAGCCUCAGCGCGGCUGUGUCACCAAAAACACUCGCUUGCUCGGAAGCCACGGAUGGACCAAGACCAUGUACGUCAAGCUGCUGCAGCGCUUCGGUCUGGAGACGGACGUUGCGCGUCACCUGUCCAACACGUACGGUGACCGAGCGUGGAGCGUGUGCUCGAUCGCCGAGCCAACAGGUCAGCGAUGGCCGGUGCACGGCAAGCGUAUCGAUCAGCUCUACCCGUACAUUGAGGCUGAGAUCCGGUACGCAUGCCGCAGCGAGUACGCUGCUACCGCCCAGGACUUUAUCGCGCGUCGAACACGACUGUCGUUCCUCAAUGCCGAGGCGACGGUGGAUGCGUUGCCGCGCGUGAUCGAUGUGAUGGGCGAGGAGCUGGGCUGGGACGAGAAGCGAAAGAAGCAGGAGUGGGCCGACGGAGUCGGGUUCAUGGCGUCGAUGGGACUACAGCCAGCUCGUGUGGAGCAGCUCAAGGAGACCUCGCUCGACCAGAUGCGCAAGAAGCGCGAGUCUCAGCAGAAGGCGCUCAAGGUGUCUUCGCUGGGAGCUGCAUCGUUGGAUGACAAGGAUGCGCUCGCCAUCAGUGCGCGUGCGUCGUUCAGCUCGGAAGAGAUGGAGGAACUGCGUGGCAAGUUCAAGCUGCUCGACGUGAACCGCGACGGCAAGCUGGACUCGAAGGAUCUCAAGGAGGUGCUGCAGCGCAUCGGAUACUCGGACGUCGACGACUCGACGCUGCGCGGUAUUGUGAGCGAAGUCGACUUUACCAAGACGGGUGCACUGCACUUUGAGGACUUCCUCGACGUCUUUGCGGCGCUCAAGGAUGCUCGUUUGGAAAACGCGUUCACGCACAUCUUGAGCGAGAUGGACUCUCAGGGUCUGCAACCUGCUUCUCACGAUCCUGUGGGACCUGCUGCUAAGGAGAAGAGCCAGCGAAGGGACGCUAGCCGCACCAUCCCGGUCGAGAAGAGCGGUGGUGGCUGGUAA
Messenger RNA from Pseudozyma hubeiensis SY62, 2574 nucleotides. RefSeq lists its product as hypothetical. Gene Ontology annotation, molecular function: glycerol-3-phosphate dehydrogenase (quinone) activity; calcium ion binding. Gene Ontology annotation, cellular component: glycerol-3-phosphate dehydrogenase (FAD) complex; mitochondrion. Bases 1 to 2574 code for a protein of 857 amino acids. Gene Ontology annotation, biological process: glycerol-3-phosphate metabolic process. The record is from RefSeq and is a predicted model, not a curated record. The transcript has a single exon. NCBI's taxonomy places the organism in Eukaryota, Fungi, Basidiomycota, Ustilaginomycetes, Ustilaginales, Ustilaginaceae.